AUGGAAGCUAGCCAAUCCAACCUGAAAAAUGAGCCUUUUGUGGGCCGACAUUAUGAAUCAACAUCUGCUGCAUCGGACGCAACCGAACCACCAGCAGAGAAAUUUGAGUACCAAGCUGAGGUUGAGGUCUCGACAAAGAGCCCCAAAUCUGAUAAGCAAUAUGUAUGGGAAGGUGAAGCAAACUCUAGUUCCUAUACUAUCCAAGAAGAGACUGACCCUGCCAAGCUUAUUCCAAGGGGAUCCCGCCUCACUCUUUAUCAGUUUAUCUUAAGGUUGCAUGACGACAAAGGUUUCGCCCAUCCGGAAAGAAUCCAGAAGCUUGUGAAAAAUUAUUCGUUGUUUGUUUCGUUCCCAAUUUAUACAUGGCAAGAGAAGGGAUUCGCUAAAGAGAUAGAGGUUGAUGAGGAUCCUGCUGAAGCCAAUAAGGAUGCAGAAGAGAGGCAAACUGAGAAAAAGAAGAAGACCAAGAAAGUUGUUGAAAGAUACUGGGAUUGGGAGCUUACAAACAAGACCCAGCCAAUAUGGCUCCGUAAUCCCAAAGAAGUCACUACAGAAGAAUACAAUGAGUUCUACGAGAAAACAUUUAAUGAGUACUUGGAACCUCUUGCCUCAUCACACUUUACAACGGAGGGUGAAGUAGAGUUUAGGUCUGUUUUAUAUGUGCCAUCAAUGGCACCCACAGGGAAGGAUGACAUUGUCAAUCCCAAGACAAAGAAUAUAAGGCUCUAUGUCAAGCGUGUAUUCAUUUCUGAUAACUUUGAUGGUGAAUUGUUCCCACGGUACUUGAGCUUCAUUAAAGGUGUUGUUGACUCGAAUUAUCUUCCAUUGAAUGUCUCCCGUGAAAUUCUUCAAGAAAGUCGUAUUGUCUGCAUAAUGAGGAAACGUUUGGUGCUCAAGGCCUUUGACAUGAUUCUGGGCAUAACCAUGAGUGAUGAUAGAGAUGAUUAUGUGAAGUUCUGGGAGAACUUUGGGAAACAUUUGAAGUUAGGUUGCAUUGAAGACCGUGAGAACCACAAGCGCGUUGCUCCGUUGCUGAGAUUUUUCUCAUCCCAAAGCGAGGAAGAUAUGAUCAGCUUGGAUGAGUAUGUGGAGAACAUGAAACCUGAUCAGAAAGAUAUUUACUUCAUUGUUGCGGACAGUGUUGCUAGUGCAAGGAAUACACCCUUCUUGGAGAAACUUGUUGAAAAGAAUACUGAGGUCCUGUUUUUAGUGGAUCCAAUAGAUGAGGUUGCCAUCCAAAAUCUGAAAGCAUACAAGGAGAAGAACUUUGUAGACAUCAGCAAAGACGAUCUGGAUCUGGCCCAGCCUCAGCAUGACAAUGACCCCGCGCCGCCAAACCCUGACGAGUACGCCACCGCGCAGGACGCUGUAUUCGACAGCUCCCAUUUUGCUGAUUUGAAUCUCAAUCCAGACUGCGGAGAUGAUGGCGAGAAGCAGAUGUGGGACGAGAAGUACAGGAACAGAGUGAAAAGCAAUGUGUUCGGGGAAGAUGUUUCGCAUUCGAGAAUUUUGGAGAGAGAAGAGGAGAAGAAAAGGAAGACUGGAAACCUCGCCAGGGCCUUGUUAGAAGCGGCUUUAGAUGAAGAUGAUAAUGAGGAUGCAGAGGAGAGGGAGGUGACGGAGGAGGAUCAGAAGUCAUUGUCUGUUGGUAUUAUUGGGGCUCCUAACGCUGGAAAGUCAGCUCUCACUAAUUGCAUGGUUUGCUUGCCUUUUCUUCACUUUCUUUUCUGA
Molecule: messenger RNA, 1731 nt
Organism: Striga hermonthica
Lineage: Eukaryota; Viridiplantae; Streptophyta; Magnoliopsida; Lamiales; Orobanchaceae
Source: the annotation of a GenBank genome assembly